AUGGCCGAUCGCGUCGAUAGAGAAACUGGCGGAUUUGAAGCUGAAUUUCUUGUGCCGUUACCAGAAGAAUACGAAUGUCCAAUUUGUCAACUAGCGUUUCGCGACCCUGUUCAAAUCGAAGACUGUGGUCACAGAUUUUGCCAGUCUUGUCUUCAAGAGCUAAAACGAAGGUAGAGAAUAUCUUUUUAUACGAUAUCCUUGUUCAUGUUUGCAUGGUUCCAAAAAUGUUAAUGUUUUUAAUUCAAAACCGCCAAAUUGUGUGUAGUAAAUAAAAGCACGAACGUGGAAGCGCGUAAUUAUGCUUGAAAAUGGAAUCGAGGAUGAUUUUAUGGAAAUUCUCAAUUGGCGUUGUUUUUAUAUCUUACUGUUAGAAUGGUGAAAAUUGGAUUAAUCUCUGAUAUUCGCCGUUUUAAGAUAUUGAAUUCACUUUCACUGAAAUAUGUUUUCCAUGUUUUUAUUUUUACGUAAAAUCAAGGCAGGGAAGUCCUUGUUUAUGCCCGUUGGACAGAAAACCUAUAUCAUCCUCCAAGGUAAUGUAUAACCUUAGCAAAAAUUGAAACCGGCUGAGUUUUGUUGUAUAAUUUGUUUAACUUUUGUUCGUGCGAUUUCUUUGUCUCUCCAUCAUACUCAAACGUCAAUGGUAACUUCUGCAAAGCGCUUAAAUUGUGUUACUUUCCAAUCGGUCACAGUUUAAGUAUUGAAUUAUUAUGAAGAUUCACCAGUUUUUUUAUACAGUCUAUAAAAAAACUGAAGUUAACUGUUAUCUGAUUUUCGCGAUUUUUGAGCAGUCAAUUUUAGACCAAAAGCCCGCUAGGGGGAAUAGUUUAAUCUGAAUAUUCUGAUAAGCUUUGCGUAGACACAUCAUAUAGCAACCACAAGUUUAAUAUUCAAAUUCAUAUUUCUGAAAAAUUCUGACCUGAACUGAGGGUGGAAGAAUUUAUGUCAGCAGUAUAUUAGAAAUCUAGAACGAUUUGUGAGUAAAGAUUUAGCAAGAAGAAAAAUAUAGCAGGCAAUUUCGAUGCCUCUGUGAAUCUGUUCUCAGUUCUUUGAUAAAUAGCUCUGUAUGGUUUUUACGGGCUUAGAGCCUGAUACAUAUCUAACCUAUUUCGGUGGGAUUCUACUUCUUUGGCUUACUGUACGUGGAUCUGGACAAAUACCUAUAAAAUGAAAAGUGUUAAAAUCGAAGAAGCGAGAUCCACUCUUUACCCAAAGGAAGCGUAGACGAUUCUACCCUGGAUAACCUCUUCGCAGUGCUAUAAACGGGGUAUAGAUUUUGAUGAAAUUAAAGCCACUUCGAUAGUUUUUUUUUUUUUAUUGAGAACCAAAGAAACCAUAUUGAUUUAUUUUGGUUUAGUUCGUAACUUGAUGUGUUGUUUACUUGCAAUAAAAGAGAAGAUUUUUUCCCAUUUAUUUACUCUUUCUUUCACUAUGUAUAUACAGAUUUUUGUCGACAAGGCAGCCAAACGUGCUGUACUGUCCCUUGGUGUUAAAUGUGUGAACUGGAAAAGAAAGUGUGAUUGGACGGGGGAUUUGAUAUAUGUUGAGGUAAGCGGACUACACACGUCUUGACUUUAUCCUCUGUAAGUGCGAAAUUAAGUCUCCUAUUUGCAUGAAGCGUGAAGUAAUUAUAUUCUUGCAAAGUACUGUCAAUACGCUUUAAACUUACCCGUGUUAUUUUCAGUCCCACUUGAAAUAGAUCAGAUCAGACGAGAUUUGCGUUUUUUUAUAAUACUAUGUUUACAAGCAAAGCAGAUGCUUGGCGUUCGAAAUCACGUGACUAAUGACUUAAGCUCUUCCAGUUUCAGAUUUCCUUUGUUAUUCUUUGUUUCAGUUAUUGCGUGUUUGAAUAAUGUUUCAAAGAAAUGAACACACCGAUGUGAUUAAUCUUUUGUUAUAGAACAAACAACAAUGAAAGCUUAUGAUCUUUUCUUAAAAAUGUAAUCGAAGCUAGCAUGCUGUAGAGAACACAAGAUCAAUAUCAUUCGUAAAAAAGAUCAAUUUUUAAUGCAUUGCAAUAAACUGGCUGUUUAAAUGUCGACCAAAGAUUUCACUUCAAGGGCGUGAACAUGUAUGAAUUUUCUUCUUUUGUGUUUCUCUGUCUGACCAAGAAACUGAAAAAGUAAACUUAUUUUAUCCAGAGGAAGUGUCUUAUUUACAUUAGUUGGCAAAAUCUCGUUCCCCUUGACACGGUUUCCCAUAAAAAUAGAUUUGCUUUGUUUUAUUGUCAGUUCAACUAUACGAUUUCUGUGUAAAGCAAACAAACUCUCUUAUACCCAAAAAAUAUUUUAAACACAAACAGAAGCAAUGUACUUAGAUAAGAGAUCGUUACUCCCUGCCAAACAAAACUGAGUCUUCGGAUUCUUGAGAGAGAUUGGAGGUAAACGCCGUCUAAUUCCUGUACUGUUCGAGUUGUUUCAUUGUUCACUUUUUUUAUAUAAGUAAGCAGACGAAAUGCCAUCUGCGCUCAUCUUGAGCACGUGUGGUUUUUUUUUCGAAUGUUGGUUCAGAUUCUCUUUGCAUGUUCCGCGAGAUAAUGGAUUUUAAAUAUUUUAUGGGUUGCCUGUUUUUUAAAAAAGAAAUCCAUGACUUUUCCAUUGGUUUGUGUUAAAUAUUAAAUGAGCCAACCAUUAGAAACAGCGCUGAUCAGCAGAAAAAAAAAUACCGUAAAAAAGGUGGACAUUAUCGUAAAAAUGUAACAACUGGAGUUUAGAUCUGCUCUCUUCACUUGAGGAUAUUCUCAUAGCACGUGUCUAGCCAUAGAAACAAGCAAUUCGAUAUAACAAAUUACGUUUGGCCUGAUCAAGAGAUCUUUUGCUUGGUUGUUAUCCAUUUUUGGGCGAUUCAUCUGAUCUGACCAUUUAUUUUCGUAUUCUUGGUUGGAAUCAUCCCCAAUUGCGUCAAUCUUUGCGUGAGUCUGUGUCGUUUCUUAGGUUGGAGUUAGUCCAAGAAAGUUGACAGUUAUUUUACUCCUCUACAUUUUUGUAUCUCUGUUUUAAUCGUUCCAAAAUCAUAUCAAUAUUCCUCUGCUUUUCUCGCGGACUCUAUGCACUGAUCUCUUAGUGAAAUUUGAUGAGUCUUUACUAUGCUUCGUUUGCACCUAGAUCUUACACUGGUAAGCAUUAUUUAAUUGGUAGAAGCAGCAAAAACCAUUGUUCAUUACGCAUUCCUCUACUGGUCAAGUCAUUCUCUUUAUCUUUCUUCAUGUUAUUUCAGACUGUUUUAGUUUGCAGUCGUUAAUUCUUCUUUUAAUUCGGUGAAACUCAAAAGAAAAGAGGCUAUAAGUUUUAAGUUUGAUUACCAGAGUAAACGUCGACAGCUUUCCGAUCAUUCAUUGUUUUGGGUUAUUUUGAAAGCCUAAAAUUCAUUUCUACUUGUUUGGAAAGUCUCAUCCUCGAUAUACUUUCUUAGUGCCAAAAAUUCAUAAUUAGGUAACGAACUGAUGAAAACGAAGCUAACCCCGAUCAGUCACUAGAAAAUAUCAUGUUUUUUUCUGUUUUAAGUUGCUUUCCAGUUCCCAGCUGAACAGACUGAAAUGUUCACUUGUAGUUAUAUAUUUAUCGUUUAAAACUCGUGUCUGUCUAGAUACACGAUCAACUAGAGAGAAAGAUUUGCAUGACAAAGGCCACUCCCAGCUAGGCGAAAACCUUAGUGAACAGGCUAAAUACAAAACCUUUUUUUGUGUGUAAAAAAAGAGUUUUAUUGCAUUAGAACUCUAAAAAAUCGUUUUCAUAUCAAUAGCUUCCCAUUUAGCCUCGCCUUGAAACAGAGGCUUGGGGCGACUUGGCAAUAGUCUAUUCGCUGGUUAUUAAAUAUGACAAACCAGGAGCCCAUAACCCGGCACGAGAGACUUCUACGUGCGCGCGUCACAGCGUUUUCACCGGCCAGUUUAUUUUUAGAACGAUUACGCGCGAAUUUAGAACAUCUUUUAUUCCCCACAAACCAGUUAGUACUAAAAACCUACAGACCUAUAAAUGGUAUUUUUGACCUUUUAAUGACGCUUUGUUUUACGUUUUCAUAUCUUAUAAUUAAAAUGUGCUUAUAGAAGGAGGGGAGCUUCCUUCCCGCGGGAAAAAGAGCUCUCUAAUGUAUCUCAAAAUAAAUUAGUCAAUGAAAACGCCGUGACAUUAGCCUGCAUAGUAGGCGUUAUUUUCUGGCGUUUUCCUGGCGUGCGAAACCGAGCGAGGAGGCCUAGUAUGGAAGUUGCUCACUACGGGUUAUGGGCUUCUAUGCCUACUACGCGAACUCAUGCAAGACUACAAGACGAACAUUUUUAUUUGACAAUUUGUUGCAAUUUUUGUUGUUAUUGCAGGAGCAUAUGAAAAACUGUGCAUAUGAAGAUGUACAUUGUACAAAUCCUGAGUGCAAUGAAGUAAUGCCUCGCCGCGCUUUACAGUACCAUUUAGUGUCAAAGUGCCGCUGGAGGGUGGUGUCGUGUCACUUUUGCGCUGAGAUGUACACAUACAAGGACAGUAAGGUAACGUCUAAACAGCUCAGAACCGAGAACCUUGCCUAGUCCGCGUACCUAGUCCCUGUUCGGUGACUUCCCGGGCCUUCUCGGUCAAUGUAUUUCGGUGACGUAUCCGAGACGAACAGCCUGAAACGAGAAACUCACCCAGCGGUCACGUAGAAUAUUUAGGCAUAGGGACUGGGUAACUCAGAACCUUGAAUUUUAUUUUUUGGGGGAAGGAUUGAUUCUCUCUUGCAUACAGCCUUGAAGCGAGUUUUGAAGUGGUUAAUUCAAUAAUCACUCUCUUAGUCUGCAAGCAAGUUGUCCAUUUAGGGGAUAUAGGUUACGGGUGAGCGGCGCGCAAAAGAAGACUCAAGAGCAACGAGCUUUGCCGCUCGCUUGCAGGCUAUCAUCCUCUUUAUAAUACAAUUGAUUCCCUUCAUGGCGAACGCUCUGUGAGCCCCCGGCCACUCUUGUGUCAGGUAAACAUCAGCUUUUUGACGGGCAUUUUCGUCCGCGUAAGGCAAAGCCCGUAUAUAAAGAGGUCAUGGUCUUUGACAAUUUUUCCUUUAUCGCACAGUUUUCUAAAGUAUAUUGUCGGCAAGCGACUCCAAAACUGCGUUUAAAUGAAAAAAUAUAUCAAACAAUUUUUCUGAAAGAUGGUCGUUGAACGAGAUGAUAGGUUAUGGCAUUGAAAGAACAAACGGGAAACUGUGGUAUUGCAACGCGCGACGCGUGAGAAAAAAAACUCUCUCGUACCUAACUUAAUUUAAUAAGGAACAAAAUGACUACAACAAAGGACCCACAAAGUGGAUUUAUGCCCUCUUCACCAGGGCUCCCUCGUGCAAAAAAACCUUACUUUUAUCCCGUACGUUAAGUGGCUAGUGUGUCACGUAUGGAGUUUUUACAAACCUCGUUGGUAUUCGGGCAAAAGAAUAGAUGCAUGCUUGCUAAAAUGUUUCUUUCUGAUUUAUGUGUAAGUAGGCCAGUAAGAGCUUAAUAGUUACUUGCGGGCGACAACAGGAGCCCGCAAUUGUAAUUUCCAGGUUGCUCCAUUCUUGCGGCAGGUAUGUAGCCUGCAUUCGUUUGGACUUCUUCUAAGCUUGAUUGAAAUGCGUUAAACGCAAUCGGAUUACGCGCGUUUGGACCUUCAAUCACUUGAAACUUACCCAAAGGACCAGGACCAGAAAGAGCGUGAUACACGCCCGCAGUCCCUAAUCCUUUCUGUUGUUUCCAUUGCAGCUUCACAUGAAAGUAUGUAAGAGAAUUCCUUUAGAAUGUGUAAACAAGUGCGGUGCUAAGGAUAUUCCUCGAGAAGAGGUGAGUUAUAGUGAGAAGAGAUUGCGUUAAUGUGCAGGUGUGCAUGGUUACCAAGCCAUUAGAAAAAGGAAAGGCGUGAUCUGCAUUUGAAUAUGUACAAAGAAAUUUACGUUACAUAAAUGUUAAUCUGUUUGUAGCAGGGAUGGCACAGAGCAGGCUUUACGAUAGCAAGAAAACGCAGCCAAUGACCAGGGGCGCAGUAUCAGGCUGGCUUUCUGAUCGAACUCUAUCAUCGUGCAGUCUCUACGGAGACUGACGAGACUGGGCACAAGCGGGCCGGCAGGUAGCACAUCAGACGGGUGUACGGUGGCCCUGCAAAACCGUUAAGCAGCUAAACGAUCCCGCCAGCACUUGCUAUACAGAAAUAAUGGACGCACGGAUAAACGUUUCUCUAACACUGUGACAUGUUGGCCAAAUGUUUGAUGGCAAUCAGAACUUUCGUCCAACUAAAAAAAAGAGUUGUACGGACGUAAGCAAUCAUGGGUUCUAAUCAGUCUUCAUUAUUGGACCAACAAAUGUUGUACAACAGUAAUGGAUCUUCCAGCCGCUUCUUUAGAUAUAAAGACGUUGUUUUCUUUCUUUCAGCUUUCAUUUCAUCUAAGUGAGUGUCCUUUGGCAAUCCUUCCCUGUUCUUAUCAAGAUAUCGGUUGCACAUUUAAGGUAGAGAGGCAUGUAUUUUCUUAAAUACUUCUGAAUGCGUCCUUUAAAGAAGGAAAUACGACGAAACAUCUCCAUUUUUGCAUGCAAUCUUUCCUCUGCUUAUUACUCCACAUAAAUGACAGUAAACUUGGCAAAAUUGGUGACCCCUCUCUCUCUCCACCCACACAAGGGGCCAGUGUGAAUUCCCCUAGGCAACUUAUGACUAAUGCGAUGUCGAGGUAAAACGCAAACGUAUACUGCGACAUCAAGCGCUGGAAAAAUUAUUCCUGACGGCUGCUAUUUUCUUUUCGCUGGCUAAAAAUACACCUGUUUGGUUUCAUAGCUAUGAGCAUGGUAAUGCUUUGUAUACUGAACUAGUUGCAAAUCUGUGUCAAGAGGUAAAAAACAACCAGUAAUAUAACAUACAUAUGGCCCAUGGGGUCCACUGUGUUGUAUUUGUAUACUUCUCACGUCAAAUACAGUAUUUGCGCGUGGCAGUUACUAUUUCUUUGCUGUUUUUAAAGUUGUUGUAUUUCUUUUCCAACUAAUUUCAGGGGAAACGAGAUACGCUUGACGACCACACGAAAACCGCGGUACACACCCACCUUGGUCUGGCAAUGCAGAAAAUCCGCGACAAUGAGAGUCGUAGUACUUGCACCAAUGGAGUAUUCAUCUGGAGAAUUAGCAACUACAAACAACAGUAUGAGCAGGCUCUUGCCUCGCCAGAGGACCUGGCGAUUUUCAGCCCGCCUUUUUACACUUCACAGUACGGGUACAAAAUGCGGUUGAAAGCGUAUCUUCAUGGGAGAGAUCGCGGGAAAUCCACCCAUCUGUCUCUGUAUAUAAUUAUAAUGAAAGGUGACUAUGAUGCUUUACUGGACUGGCCUUUCAAACAGAAGAUAACGUUUUAUCUUAUCGAUCAAGGUGAACAGAAGAAUCAUAGAACACACCAACUUAGUCCUAACCGCUCAUUACCAAAUAUCAAGGUGGUUUUCAAUCGGCCAACCAUGAAGGAAAAUCUCGGGAUUGGAAACCCUUGUUUUGUUCCGCAAGAGGCGCUAGAGACUGGCGAGUUUGUUAAGGACGAUGCGUUGUUUAUCAAGGCAGUUGUUGAGCCUGCGAAGACUUCUACUUGACCUGUGUACAGUUCAACCAAAACUGGAAUGUGUGUACAGUUCAGCGCCUUGUUAAAAGACUCCUCUUUACCUCAGAAAGCUCUUCUUGGGAGAUGAUCACUUACUUCUGGCUAAGACGAACACUACAAGAUUGUCGCUACUAAAUUCUUCCUGCUUUGCGAACAAGUAACACCCAAAGCAACACAAUUAGGCCUUCUAAACGCGGAUAAAACACCCUCUUUAAGUUUAAUGAGUUAAGUUGCAAUUCAUAGGCUCGUCUAGAACGAACGUUUUAAGACUUCCUGAUGGCGUGCUUUGUUAUGAUCACUGUUCAUUCGCCUCACUUUCCUGCUAGCUUGCGUGGGGAGAAGUUUAGGGCGCAAAAAAGAUCGGCGGCAUUGACCUCGAGGAAGGGGAAAGAGCGUGGGCGUGUCCUCUGUUCCGCGCAUCACUUAUCUCGCGCGUCAUUCUUGUGCGCCUGCCUUUUCUGGGUUUCCUGGGCACAUAGUCCCACUCACUAAGUUUGGUUCGUCCCAUGGAAAUUUCGACGUUCAGCCUAGGUUUAACCUCAUGUACAUUACAAUGUUUUAUUUUUAUGCAAUUGUCAUAUCUAUAAUUUCGCAGAACUUCGGUCUCUUGCUAUAAAAGUACCUUUCUUUUUAUAUGAAGGCAAACAUAUUAGUACGAAUGCUCACGUAGAGAGUUUGUUCCUUCCCCAAGCUGCCUGUUGACAGGAUAUGGCUCCGGCCUGAAGGCCACGUCGGCGCUGUUUAAUUCGAAAGUCCCCUACUAGUAGUGAGCUGUGUACAUGACAUGAAAUUUUAUUUUCCACAAAAUAAUAAAUAUAUAUAAAUAUAUAUAAAUAUAAAAUAACUGAGCCUGAACCAUUUCAAAAAUAUCA
Messenger RNA from Porites lobata, 8422 nucleotides. The record is from the annotation of a GenBank genome assembly. NCBI's taxonomy places the organism in Eukaryota, Metazoa, Cnidaria, Anthozoa, Scleractinia, Poritidae.